AUGCGCGUGCUCAAAUCUGAGACGAUAAGUGCUCUGCAGGGAGGACAUCACAAACUUGUUGAUCAGUACAAGGUCCUCAAGAUCCUUGGAAAAGGUAGUUUCGGCGUUGUUCAAUUGGUCCAGCCUCAGCCGGAUAUCUCUCAAGCUAUGCGAGCCGUCCCUUCUCCUCCUAAAGUAUACGCCAUGAAGGUGAUCCGGAAGUCUCGGAUGCUCAAAAGCACGCAAGAGGGGCACCUGCGAGCGGAACGCGACUUUCUGGUGGCGUCCGAGGGUUCAGAAUGGAUCGUACCGUUGGUUGCUAGCUUCGAGGAUCUCAAGAGUCUCUAUUUGGUCAUGGAAUACAUGCCCGGUGGCGACUUUCUUGGGCUGCUAAUCAGGGAGAACAUUCUCAGCGAGCCAACCACGAAAUUUUACAUUGCGGAAAUGAUUUUAGGGAUCGAAGAGGCCCACGCUCUCGGCUGCAUCCACAGAGACAUCAAGCCUGAGAAUUUUCUGAUUACUGCCAGCGGACACUUGAGGAUCUCUGACUUCGGUCUCGCAUUCGACGGUCAUUGGUCCCACGAAACAAGCUACUAUCACUCCCAACGAUAUAGUCUUCUGCACAAGCUUGGCAUUGUAGUCGAUGGGGACGUGCAAGAUCGAAAGGAGAGUUGUGAUGGCUUUCACAAAGGGGCUCACAGCUUCACAGCUGCCUCAUGCGUGGGCACUAGCCAAUACAUGGCUCCUGAAGUGAUCCGGGAUGGAAAGUAUGAUGCCAGAUGUGACUGGUGGAGCUUGGGCAUCAUUCUCUUUGAAUGCUUGUAUGGCCAUACACCAUUCCUGUCUGAGGACGGCGGUCGGCAGGCCACAAAGCACAACAUCGUCCACCACAAGGAAACUUUUGUGCUACCUCAACAGCCUCUCAUUUCUCGACGCGGCCAUCACUUGAUCACGAGUCUCAUAUGCGAACAAGAAGAUCGACUUUCAUCUCCUAGAUACCGCUUGAUUCCUAGCGACAAUGCCCCCGGCUUCACGAUGCGGGACAGACAAAAACACAAGAGAGCUGAGCGUCCCAUAGUCUAUCCCUACGAUGCGGAGGACAUCAAAGAGCAUCCGUGGUUCCGAGAUGUUCCUUGGGAUCGACUGAACCAGAUUAACCCACCAUGGAUCCCAUGCAUCUCCAGUCAGUCUGAUACACGAUACUUCGAGGAGGAAGAGCCCGUGUCGGACUGGUCAGAGUCCGUCCUCAGCGUGAGCUCUGCCUCUGAAGACCAGAAUGAGAUAUCGCCCAAGGCUUGUGAAGCAGCAGGCGAUGCUCAGAAAACCUGCUUUGGAAGGCCCUUGGCGUUUCACGGAAGCCAGCGCAAGCUUGCUCUCCUGAAUGCCGAUCUAAGCCUGCUUCCACGCCACCUGAGGAGCGGUUUGGUUGAGUUUGUCAAUUCCCCAUACGACUCACAAAAGCUCAAGCGCAUGGACCGCGAGAUCAAGGCUCUUGUGCAUAAUCGCGGCAUUCAAGAGAGGGUCAAGAACUUUGUGCCGAAGUUUGGGCGGCGAGAGCGCAAACGUGCUCGGGACCGGCUGUUGCGCGACAGGAGAACAAAAGAUGUUGUCCUGCAGAUCAGAAGACAGACGGCCUUCGUUGGUUAUUCAUAUCUGCGCAAGUGA
This is a messenger RNA of Microdochium trichocladiopsis, 1644 nucleotides long. Its product is annotated as kinase-like domain-containing protein. NCBI's taxonomy places the organism in Eukaryota, Fungi, Ascomycota, Sordariomycetes, Xylariales, Microdochiaceae. Bases 1 to 1644 code for a protein of 547 amino acids. Gene Ontology annotation, biological process: intracellular signal transduction; peptidyl-serine phosphorylation. The record is from RefSeq and is a predicted model, not a curated record. Gene Ontology annotation, molecular function: protein serine/threonine kinase activity; ATP binding. The transcript has 3 exons.